This is a messenger RNA of Tribolium madens (black flour beetle), 627 nucleotides long. RefSeq names its product inactive protein tyrosine kinase pTKL-like. NCBI's taxonomy places the organism in Eukaryota, Metazoa, Arthropoda, Insecta, Coleoptera, Tenebrionidae. The transcript has 3 exons. The record is from RefSeq and is a predicted model, not a curated record. Bases 136 to 558 code for a protein of 140 amino acids.
AUGUUGCACUAGCACACCGAGAGAUGGCGCGAAGUUAAAUGUCAAAAUAAAGUCGCUGUCUGUCAACCUGAUAACCAACGUUGUCACUGUUGUAUUCAUCUUAUCACAAGUUUUUCGAAUAAAACAAAAAGCAAGAUGGUGAGAUUAAAACGGUGCUCCGAGAUGAGUGUAUUGAAAAAUAUAAGUAUGAGGAUGGAAGGCUUGCCAGAGACAGAAGUGUGGGUCGCACUAAUGAAGACGGCCGUUUCAUUUAAUUCCUUAAAUUCGUUCUACGACGGAUUCUAUUACAAGAAUGAUAUUGGGAUCAACAACAUCAGUAGAAACCAGUUAAGCCUUCGAGUAAGUGGAGGCAGAAAUGUAUUGUUAAAAUUCGGUUCUCCAGGGACAAUGGAGGAAUUUUGCAAAAGUAUCAAUUACAUAGAAGGGAUUGAUGCCCCAUGUCCUUCUCCAGUCUCAUCGCCCACACCAUCGCCACCAGAAAGCACGCCCUCUCUAUCUCCACUAUCGUCGCCCACACCAUCGCCACCAGAAAGCACGCCCUCUCUAUCUCAACCAUAAAGCUCAUCAUGAACAAAAUAAUAGAUAAAUAUUAGGUUAUUACUUUUGAAUAAAUAUUUAAAAAAAGUU